Molecule: messenger RNA, 2094 nt
Organism: Alternaria postmessia
Lineage: Eukaryota; Fungi; Ascomycota; Dothideomycetes; Pleosporales; Pleosporaceae
Exons: 5
Coding region: 1-2094 (697 amino acids)
Biological process (GO): DNA-templated transcription
Molecular function (GO): zinc ion binding; DNA binding
Source: RefSeq, a predicted model, not a curated record
AUGUCGAAAUUGCCACAAAAGGAUGCCAAAGAUCGCAACCAGGCCCUCGUAUCUGUCUUGAAAGACCUCAGUCUGCGCGUCAGCGACGAGGACAGGCGCAGAAUCGAAGAUGCCCUCCAGGAUUCAGAUGACGAGAUCGAGUCUCCCGUUUCCAUGUCCUCUUCUUCACGAGCAUCGACAGCUCAACAGUACCAACAACACUCGCGCAUGCACCCUUUCGCUUCGCCGUCUAGUUAUGUGCCAGUCGCAGCAGAGACAUCGCCCACGUCUGACCAAUCACCACUCCCCCGACUGGACGACAUUGUACCCGAAGAAUCUGGCAGCGAAGAAGGAGGCGAGCAGCCCGAUGUAAUUGAAGCAGGUUUCCUGGGUCAGAUAUCCGAAGUGCAAUGGCUGCAGAUCCUCCGAAAUAGAGUGCAGGCCGUCGAGACCGUCUUCGUUGGUCCAGGUGGUGACAACGCCACGCAGCUCUCUCAGCCACCUUCGCCAACUUUCGAUGCAUCCCCGAUGUCUAUUCCCGCAACUCCGCUUCAACAACAACAACAACAACAACAACAACAAUCGAUCUCCCUGACCAACUACUAUCUUGACAACGAAGGCAUCAAGCUCACAAACUGCGGGAAUCCUUUUGAGCUACCGCCAGAACAAACUGCAGCGCUUCUGUUUCGAUGUUAUACCCAGACCGUCCAGACUUCCUUUCCCAUCCUUCCCGUAACCAUCGAACACCAACUGCAUCAGUACUACACUUUGGUCCGCAACGGCCAGGCGAUACACUGCCCGGAAAAAUGGUUUGCGCUUGUGAACCUCGUCUUCGCCAUAGGCGCCAAGUUUUCCCACCUCAUCCAGGCCGACUGGCGAGCUGACGAGCUGGACCACGUCAUCUACCUUUCGCGCGCGUUCCAAUUGCUUAGCAUGAAUGACACCAUUGUCGUCUUGUCAACCCCCGAUCUCCUUACCACGCAGGCAACGAUGCGAGCAGCCUUUUCGCUCGGACUGCACGUCCAACAACACGACGACCAGACCGUCUCGGCCGCCCGAAGGCAAAGUAUGAUAUGCACCUGGUGGAGUCUACAUUCCCUAGAGAGCCUGCUCAGUUCCAUCACGGGCCGACCGAGUAUCAUACCCAACGAAGACAUUACGACGCCUCUCCCCGGCGUCCUUGCUUCUUCUUCGGAUCAACACCAACAACAACAACCACAACAAACGCAACAACGCGCCGCGACCGGCACAAUUAAUCUCGAUUUCCUAGACGCCGAUACAAACUUGAAUCUGCUGACGCAGCAAAUCAUCUCCAACCUAUACACGCAGCGUAGAUCAGCGCCGUCCUGGGACUACCUACAGCAAGCGACCGUCUCGCUCGUCGGCGACCUCGACAAGUGGGCCGUCGACCACCUUCCCGAGCUGCGUAGUUCUCAGGAAUGGAAUAAUAAUAAUCCCGCUUCUUACAGGCAGCAACAGCAGCAGCAGCAGCAGCAGCAGCAGCGCGAAGGAUUCCUGCUCAAGCUUCAGUACUACCGAUUGAAGAUACUAUCUACGCGCCCCUCACUCCGUCGCGUCGAACGCUGUUUUGAAGCCGGGACUGACGAUUUCAAUUCGCUCGAUCAAUCCGUGGCGGAUACGUGUGUGCGAGCGGCACAGGACGUUGCCUCGCUACUAGUAUCGGAGCCGCACGUCAAGAGUCUGUAUGAGAAAGGGCCGUGGUGGACAAUCGUCCAUAACAUCAUGCAAGCACUCGCCGUCCUCAUGAUCGCCAUCUCAGUCCCCGACCACUUCCGCGACGCCCUCGCCCCUUCCAUCCAAGCCGUCCGCCAACUCGUCUCGUUACUCCGCGCCAUGUGCGACACCAACGCGCUCGCGGCGCGCGCCUACCAUUUCAUCUAUUCGAUCGUCAAGACGAGCGAGCCGUUGGUCUGGGCUGACAUCGCCGAUGCGUUUCCCGAUGAGGUCAUCAUGGUGCUAAGGCCGCCGCCCUAUGUCGCGGGUACGAAAGUCGAUCACAAGUAUUUGCCGUGGCCUGAUAAUGAUCAGCCGACUGAGAAGCUAUUUCUGUAUGAGUUGGAUGGGUGGGGGAAUUACCAUUUUCAUGCGUUGUGA